UAAGAAAGAGUAAGUAACGUUUUCAACUGAAAUCUAGGGAUUAUUUACAACACUGCCACCGCUUUCUCAGUUCCUUCAUUCUUCUAUCUUUCAAAAACCAGUUAUAACUGCCACACCCUCUUUCUCUUUCUCUUUCUCUUUCUCUCUGCAAUUGCUUCUCCUCACUCAACUGCACAAAAUUUGGUUGCUGUAAUGGCACGAUUGAACCUGGACGGCAAAUCGAUCCGAUGCUGUCAAUAUGCAUGAUUGGCGGCGGCGGCUUCAUUGGAUCGCACCUCUGCGAGAAGCUCGUGGCGGAAACCAACCACAAGGCAGUAGUGGUGGACGUCUCCUCGGAGAAAAUCGACCACCUCCUCGACAGGUCCCUUCCCUGGGCGCACCGCAUCGAGUUUCACCAACUCAACAUCAAGAGCGAUUCCCGACUCGAAACACUCAUCAAAUCCUCGGAUCUCACGAUCAAUCUUGCUGCAAUUUGCACGCCGGCUGAUUACAACACACGCCCUUUGGAGACCAUCUAUAGCAACUUCGUUGAUUCGAUUCCGGUGAUUAAGUAUUGCGCUGAAAACAAGAAACGUUUGAUCCAUUUUUCUACGUGUGAGAUUUACGGGAAGACUAUAGGAAGCUUUCUCCCAGAGGAAUUUCGAAAGGACCCCAAAUAUUUCAUUCUCAAGGAAGAUGAGAGUCCUUGUAUUUUUGGUCCAAUUAGCAAGCAGAGAUGGUCUUAUGCCUGUGCAAAGCAAAUGACAGACAGGCUAAUAUAUGCUGAGUACGCGGAGAAUGGCCUCGAUUUCACCAUUGUUAGACCUUAUAACUGGAUUGGCCCAAGAAUGGACUUCAUUCCUGGUGUGGAUGGCCCAAGUGACGGUGUCCCACGAGUCUUAGCUUGUUUCAGUAAUAGUCUCCUGCGUGGGGAGCCUCUUAAACUUGUUGACGGUGGGAAAUCACAGAGAACCUUUCUCUACAUUAAGGAUGCAAUCGAUGCUGUUGCGUUAAUGAUUGACAACCCUGAAAGAGCAAAUGGGUAUAUAUUUAAUGUGGGAAACCCAGACAAUGAAGUAUCUGUGAAGGAACUGGCUGAGCUUAUGAUAAAGGCUUAUGCAAAGGUGUCUGGUGCACCUGCUUCUAGUAUGUCCACUGUAAACGUGAGUGCAGAAGAUUUCUAUGGUAAAGGCUAUGAUGACAGUGAUAGGCGCAUCCCUGACAUGACAUUUAUCACCAGGCAGCUUGCUUGGAAACCAAGGACACCUCUCGAUGAACUGUUGGAUGUUACCCUCCAAUAUCAACACCGGACAUACUCUCGUGCCAUCGAGAGAGAACUUUCAAAACCGUCAAAUUGACUACAAGUUUUUUUGGAGAUUCAGUUUACUUUUUAUGUAAACACGCCACUGCUAUGAGAGGCAGAAAAAUGUACAUGCUACACUAAUUGUGAGGUAUAAAUCACAAAUCAAGUGUAUAUCUAUAGGUUUUUGAAUGACAACUCUUCUCUUCUUCCCUUCAUUUUCUCUCCCUAUUCUUGGGGGCCAUGACACUUCAAUUACUUCUUUUGUCCAAAUUUUGUUAUGCACACACCCAUAUAAAAGUUAGAGUUGAGACAUUAUUUCU
Messenger RNA from Vigna radiata var. radiata (mung bean), 1602 nucleotides. RefSeq names its product UDP-D-apiose/UDP-D-xylose synthase 2-like. The transcript has 9 exons. The coding region runs from base 228 to 1337 and encodes 369 amino acids. NCBI's taxonomy places the organism in Eukaryota, Viridiplantae, Streptophyta, Magnoliopsida, Fabales, Fabaceae. The record is from RefSeq and is a predicted model, not a curated record.